CAAAUUGUUAGCGCUGCCGCCAGGUCGCACGCAGUCGGAAUUUAACCAGCAGCUGGAUAACUAUAUACCCAAGCAUGUCUCUCAGCGUGGAAACGGUUCAAACAACGCCCUACGAGGGCCAAAAGCCCGGCACCAGCGGGCUGCGCAAAAAAGUCAAAGUGUUCACGCAGCCCAACUACACGGAAAACUUUGUCCAGUGCACGCUGGACGCCAACGGUGCCGCCCUGGCGGGCUCCACCCUGAUUGUGGGCGGCGACGGGCGCUACUACUGCAAGGAGGCGGCCGAGCUGAUAGUCCGCAUCGCUGCAGCGAACGGCGUCGCCAAGCUGCUGGUGGGUCAGAACGGCAUACUCUCCACGCCCGCCGUCUCUAGCCUGAUACGUCACAACAAAGCUCUGGGUGGCAUUGUUUUGACCGCUUCGCACAAUCCUGGCGGUCCUGAGAAUGACUUCGGCAUCAAGUUUAACUGCGAGAAUGGUGGUCCAGCUCCGGAUGCGUUUACCAACAACAUUCACCAGCUGACGACUGGCAUCAAGAGCUACAAGCUGGUGCGUGGCCUGCAGAUUGACAUCUCCAAGGUGGGCGUCAGCAGCUUCGAUAUUGAAGGCAAGCCGUUUGUGGUGGAGGUCAUUGAUUCGGUGGCCGACUAUGUGCGUCUCAUGCAGGAGAUCUUUGACUUUGCCAAGCUGCGCGAUUUCGUUAGCGGCAAGUCGACUGGAAAGCCCCUCAAGAUGCGCAUCGAUUCCAUGAAUGGUGUAACUGGCGCCUAUGUGCGUGAGAUUUUUCUGAAUCGCUUGGGCGCAGCAGAGGUGUCGGUGGUGCACACGACACCGCUGCCGGACUUUGGUGGACUGCAUCCCGAUCCGAAUCUGACGUACGCCAAGGAUCUGGUGGAAACGGUGGCCAAGGGCGACUACGAUAUUGGCGCUGCCUUCGAUGGCGACGGCGAUCGCAACAUGAUCAUCGGCAGCAAGGCGUUCUUUGUGACGCCCAGCGACUCCUUGGCGGUCAUCGCUCACUAUCUGGACGCCAUACCCUAUUUCCAGAAGAAUGGCGUGCAGGGAUUUGCACGCAGCAUGCCAACUGCCUCUGCCGUGGAUUUGGUGGGCAAGAAACUGGGCAAGGAGGUGUUUGAGGUGCCCACGGGCUGGAAAUACUUUGGCAAUCUCAUGGACGCCGGGCGGCUGUGUCUGUGCGGCGAGGAGAGCUUCGGCACCGGCUCCAAUCACAUUAGAGAGAAGGAUGGUAUCUGGGCGGUGCUGGCCUGGAUUUCCGUCAUGCAGCACACGGGCAAGAGCAUUGAGGAUAUACUGAAGCAGCAUUGGUCCAUCUAUGGACGCAACUAUUUCACGCGCUACGACUACGAGGAGUGCGACCUGGAGCCCUGCAACGAGAUGAUGGCCACCAUGGAGAAAACCAUAACAGCGCCCGAUUUUGUGGGCAAGAGCUUCGCCAGCGGCGGCAAGAGCUAUAAGGUCAAGCAGGCGGACAACUUCAGCUAUACAGAUCCCGUGGACAAGUCCGUGGCCACCAAGCAAGGACUGCGCAUUGUCUUCGAGGACGGCAGCCGCAUUGUGAUGCGUCUCAGCGGCACCGGCAGCUCCGGCGCCACCGUGCGCUUGUACAUCGACUCCUAUGAGAAGGACAAUGUGCUGGGCCAGGCCAGCGUCAUGCUGAAGCCGCUAAUUGACAUUGCAUUGGAAAUCUCGCAGCUGCCCAAAUUCACCGGACGCAAUGCGCCCACUGUCAUCACAUAAACAGACGAGUUCCGGAGUAGAUCAUGUCUUUGUCUUUAUUCGAAAUCCCCUUUUGCAGCUGCGUAAGGCAUUUGGAGUUGCGUUUCGAAUCUAUUAAACUCUGUUUGUAGCUGAAACCAAAGUUGGCAAGUUAAAAAUAUAAAUUAUAAUAAAAAUAA
Messenger RNA from Drosophila novamexicana, 1915 nucleotides. It is a transcript of the gene Pgm1, whose product is annotated as phosphoglucomutase. Gene Ontology annotation, biological process: carbohydrate metabolic process. Gene Ontology annotation, cellular component: cytosol. The record is from RefSeq and is a predicted model, not a curated record. Gene Ontology annotation, molecular function: phosphoglucomutase activity; magnesium ion binding. The coding region runs from base 75 to 1757 and encodes 560 amino acids. The transcript has 4 exons. NCBI's taxonomy places the organism in Eukaryota, Metazoa, Arthropoda, Insecta, Diptera, Drosophilidae.